AAAUAAAAAUUUUUUUUGUCAAAAUGGCGAUCGCAGAAUUUAAUAUAUUUUUCUAAUUCGUUUUUUUCUUCAAAAAUGCCCAAGUAGAAUUAAAUAAAAUCGCCAUAGAUUUAUAAAAAUAUCAUACAACAAAUUGAGAACAUUUUUUUAUUUGUUUUAUAAUUUAAUUUAAAAAAACAAAUCAAAGACAAAAAGAAUUAAAAAAUAAAGAAGAAAAAAUUUCUUCAUAUCGCAUGUGUUUUUCGUGUUCGUGGUGGCACACACAAUAACCAAAACCAACCAACCAACAUCAUCAUCCAACAAAAUUCAUCAUUGUUCACACGAAUUUUUCAAUAUUUCUUUAUUUUUUUUUAUUUAUAAUUUCGUUGAAAGAAUAUUUUAUUUUGUAAUAAUUUAUAUAAAAAUUCAAACAAAAUCUAUACAAAAAAAUAUUAAAAGAAAAGAGUGGAAAAGAAAAAGAAUCCCUGCAAUCUCGUCGUUCGUCGUGUCGCUUUCUCUCUACACCACCUCUGCUCUGGCAAAAGUAGAAGAAGAAAAAAGUUAGCUUCCGGAUUUGUGGAAUUGCUGCUGCACAGCACAAUGCAAAGCUGUGAUUCAGCUGUGACAUCGUUUUCGAGUGUUUUUUCGUUUUCUCGAUUUUGAUGAUGAUAAAUUUGUAAUCCUUCGUCAACUGACUGUUAAAAAGGAUUGCAAUUGGAAAACGAGAAAGGUGCACCCAAAACAAGAAAAAACACAAAAACAACUGUUGUUAUUGGAGAGAAGAAGCUAUAACCCGAGAAAGGUUGCCUCGACGUCUUCGUUGAGUGUCCUAUAAGAAAAAUAAAACAAAAAAAAAAGAAAACCUGUUCUGGAAUUAAGGUUCAAUUUUCUGCGGAACAUUUUUCAUCAUCUCUCUAAGCCAAGAAGAAGGGGUGGAUAUCAAAACAUUUGUUUCGAUUGUGUUUUUUUUUCUUUCUUAAUUUUAUUUUUAAUAUAAAAUUCGAAAAGCAGCGCAUCUUUAAAGAUUUUGGAGCCAAAUAAUAAGCCAAGUUAUCAGGAAAGAAAGGGAUCGAAAGGAAACUCAAGUGCAACAAGUUGGCAUUUAUCGUAUUAAGAUUUAGAACUGUACACAAAAACACUGAUACCACUUAAGAAUUCGAAACUUUUGUUUAGUUGAUAAAAAAUAAAUUAGAAAUAAUUUAAUCACAAACAAUUAGAAAAAGAAGAGAUUACACUCACCAAACCAAUUUUUAAAAAUAUAUAAAUUUUGUUAAUCAACAAAUACAAAAAAUAACAGAAAAAAAAAACUACAAAAAUGGAGUUACGUGUUGGAAACAAAUACAGAUUAGGCCGAAAAAUCGGUUCUGGUUCAUUUGGUGAUAUCUACCUGGGCACAACAAUCAACACGGGCGAAGAAGUCGCCAUCAAAUUAGAAUGUAUCCGAACAAAACACCCACAAUUGCACAUUGAAAGUAAAUUUUAUAAAAUGAUGCAAGGCGGUAUUGGUAUACCGCGCAUAAUAUGGUGUGGCUCUGAAGGCGAUUAUAAUGUCAUGGUUAUGGAACUACUUGGUCCAUCUCUAGAGGAUCUAUUUAAUUUUUGUGCGAGACGUUUCUCACUCAAAACCGUACUUUUGCUGGCCGAUCAAAUGAUAUCACGUAUCGACUACAUACACUCACGAGACUUCAUCCACCGGGACAUCAAACCAGACAACUUCCUAAUGGGCCUCGGCAAAAAGGGUAACUUAGUAUAUAUCAUAGAUUUUGGUUUAGCGAAAAAAUUCCGUGAUACACGAACCCUGCGACAUAUACCGUAUCGAGAAAAUAAAAAUCUCACCGGUACUGCUCGUUAUGCCUCCAUUAAUACCCACUUAGGAAUUGAACAAUCACGUCGUGACGAUCUAGAAUCCUUAGGCUAUGUUCUCAUGUAUUUCAAUUUGGGUGCGCUCCCUUGGCAAGGCUUGAAGGCCGCCAAUAAACGACAAAAAUAUGAACGUAUUUCCGAGAAGAAACUCUCCACAACGAUAUUGUCCCUGUGCAAGGGUUUCCCCAAUGAGUUUGUCAACUAUUUAAAUUUCUGCCGUCAAAUGCAUUUCGAACAACGUCCAGAUUACUGCUACUUGCGUAAGUUGUUCCGCAAUUUGUUCCAUCGUUUGGGCUUCACCUAUGACUAUGUCUUCGACUGGAAUCUCCUGAAAUUCGGCGGACCACGCAAUCCGGCCGUUCAGCAGCAGCAAGAAGAUGGCACUGGCGAGGCGAAUGCAGCGAACAAACAAAAUCCACAGAUUGUUAGCAGUCAUACAGCUGUGGUGCCAAGUUCUGGAGGCGGUGGCGGUUUGGUCAGCAAUUCUGGUGGUGGCGGCGGUGGUGGAAAUGCACCCAUGGUUGGAGCUAGCGGCACUGGCAGUGGCGCUGUUGGUGCUAUCGAUGACUCAAUGGCCGUUGCAACAAAUUCGUCUAGGCCUUACGAUACGCCCGAACGGCGUCCCUCAAUCCGUAUCCGGGGAGGGCCAACGGUCGUUGUUAAUGACAGUAGAAACAAUAAAUAAUACAUUGUCUAAACAAAAAAAAAACCGGUUCAUAAAAACAAAAAAACACAUUUUUAAACGUGGUAUUUAUUUAAACAAAAAAACAUAAAAAAAUACUACUGAAGAAAAACAUUAAAAAAAAAAUGAUUAAUCAAUAAGAAUUUUUUUUAAGUGCAAGCAUGAUCGUCGCACUUUUAGCUUCGUGAAGGAGAGUUUCUUAACCUACACACACAUCAGGAUCAGAAUUGUGCAUUUUAUUUUACUCUUUCUAACCCCAAGUUAAAGUAUAAAAAAUAAGCUCCGCUUAGCAAUCAUAAUUUUCGAUUAAAACAAAAAAUCCAUUGUUAAACGGGAAUAGCAACAAAUAAUAAUAAAAAAAGAAACAACCUUUUGUGAACUAGAAGCAACACUUCAUCUGUGAAAUAAAUAGCUCGUGGCUUUUUUGCUUUUAAAUUCCCAAAACCCUAAAAACAAAACAAAAAUGAAAACGAUCUUAUAUGAAUCCUAAAAGCCAACACACACACACACAUACAUACACACCCACAAUAAAUUUAAAAUUAAACACAAAAAAAAAAAAAACAAAACCUUUUUAAACGGACAACGGAACGUCCCUGUUUAAAAAAUAAACGUUUUGCUAUCAACAAAAAAUAUAAAAAAAAAUAAUAAUAAUUCUCUUAUUAAUAUUUAGUUUUUCUUA
Messenger RNA from Episyrphus balteatus (marmalade hoverfly), 3203 nucleotides. RefSeq names its product discs overgrown protein kinase (gene dco). The transcript is spliced from 4 exons. Gene Ontology annotation, molecular function: protein serine/threonine kinase activity; ATP binding. Gene Ontology annotation, cellular component: cytoplasm; nucleus. NCBI's taxonomy places the organism in Eukaryota, Metazoa, Arthropoda, Insecta, Diptera, Syrphidae. Gene Ontology annotation, biological process: endocytosis; peptidyl-serine phosphorylation; signal transduction. The record is from RefSeq and is a predicted model, not a curated record. The coding region runs from base 1295 to 2527 and encodes 410 amino acids.